CGACGAACAAUAAUUCCGGGCAACAUGUCGGUAGCAAGGCAUAUUCGAUCCGUCGUGAAGGCAGAGUCGCUUAAGUCGCUGAGGACUCUUGCUUUAGGCGCGACCGCCGGGGCUCAGGCUCGUGCCGUUUUCACCGCGUCUAAGUCAACACGGGCAGCCUUCGCAUCACGAAGACAUUACUCUACUGCCACCGAAGAAGUAGAUACUUCAUCUGAGUUACCUGCAAUUAAUGAGUACGACGCACCACCGAAGGCAGCAAAUGUACCCCAUUACGAAGCACACGCCGCCGUAAUCCUCACCCGAGGCCCCAUCAUCACCAAAGAACUUACCCCCUUCGAGAAGGAGUACUUCCAAUACCAGCGCAGGCUCGCCGACGAAAUCUCCUCACCAUUCCCAGUGGACUUCUACUUCAAGAAAGGAUCACUCGCCGAGAAGAGAUGGCUUGCGGCUGCUGAGGCGAGGAAGAAGGGCGUGGCUGCGGUUCAGGCACCGACACAGGAGGAGAUCGAGAGAGGAGCGCCGACUGGAUCUGAACGUGUUUUCGAGGAGGAGGCGGGUUUGGGGGAGAAGUUGGCUCAGCCCAGACAGACUGAUGCGGACAAGAAGAAUGAUAUCACAGCUUUGGACAGGAAGCUUGACCAGAAUUUGUAUUUGUUGGUGAAGGAGAAGGACGUCUGGAGGUUCCCCUACGGUCCCGUUGGGGCGGUGGAGGCUCUUCACGAGACUGCUGCGCGUCGAUUGGAUGAGACCUGUGGUGUUGACAUGAACACAUGGUUCGUCAGCAGACACCCCGUCGGUGCUAUGAAGUUCAAAUUCAGGAGCCCUGUCGCGGGCCCCAAAUUCUCGUAUGUCGGUAGGCGUACUUUCUUCUUGAGGGGACGUAUUUUCGCCGGACAGGUAAAGUUGAGCAACGAGUAUCAGGAGUUUGCAUGGUUGACGAAGGAUGAGAUUAAGGAGAGGGUGAGCCAGACUUACUGGGACGGUGUUGGUGCUAUGCUUAUAUAGAGGAAGAAGUGGGG
Messenger RNA from Saitoella complicata NRRL Y-17804, 1019 nucleotides. RefSeq lists its product as uncharacterized. Bases 25 to 1005 code for a protein of 326 amino acids. Gene Ontology annotation, cellular component: mitochondrial large ribosomal subunit. The transcript is spliced from 3 exons. Lineage: Eukaryota; Fungi; Ascomycota; Saitoellomycetes; Saitoellales; Saitoellaceae. The record is from RefSeq and is a predicted model, not a curated record. Gene Ontology annotation, molecular function: structural constituent of ribosome.